CCUCCCUCCCGUCUCCUCCGGUCCUCCCCCGUCGCCGUUGCCCUGCUCGUGCAGAGGGGGAGGCGCAGAGCCUUCACCGACCACUCCCGCGCAACCCUAACUCGCACUACAGUGGAGAGCUCGGGGUCCAGCCAAGUCCCCAGAGGCGGUGCCCAGCGGCACGUCGCAGUGCAGUGGGGCCGCGAGGCGAAGUCGCGCAGGGCGGCAGGCGGCAGGGCUCCGCACCUGCGGCAAAAUCGGAGCAGGCUGGCCAGUACGGUGGUUGGCGGCAGACUGAACAAAAAGGCAGCAAAGGAAGCUUGAAAAGGUUUGAGAGAUGUCAUUGGGUUACGCGAAGAAGCUGUCCUACCGGGAGGAAUUGGGUACUGUGGGAAUGCCCGAGAUCUUCGAUCCACCUGAACUAGUCCAGAAUAAGAUAGAAGAGCUUGCAGUCAUGGUACAAAAGAGUAAGCAUUUAGUGGUGUUUACCGGAGCAGGGAUAUCAACUUCAUCAGGUAUACCUGAUUUUCGAGGGCCCAAGGGUGUCUGGACCAUGCAGCGUGCAGGCAAAGGUGUUCCUGAUGCAUCACUCCCUUUCCAUCGAGCUGUUCCAAGCUUGACUCAUAUGGCACUCGUUGAAUUGGAAAGAGCAGGACUUCUAAAGUUUGUCAUAAGCCAGAAUGUUGACAGCCUACAUCUCCGUUCUGGUUUCCCAAGGGAGAAGCUGUCUGAAUUACAUGGAAAUUCUUUCAAGGAGAUCUGCCCAUGCUGCAAAACUGAGUACCUUCGUGAUUUUGAGAUUGAGACAAUAGGACUGAAGGAUACUCCGAGACGUUGUUCUGAUAAAAAUUGUGGAGCUAGAUUGAAAGAUACAGUUCUUGAUUGGGAGGAUGCUUUACCUCCUGAGGAGAUGAAUUCUGCCAAGGAGCAUUGUCGAUCAGCUGAUCUUGUCCUAUGUCUAGGAACUAGCUUGCAAAUUACUCCUGCAUGUAAUAUGCCUCUGAUGUCAAUCAAGAAUGGGGGGAGGGUGGCUAUUGUAAAUCUUCAGGCAACUCCAAAGGAUAAAAAGGCAAGCCUUGUCAUCCAUGGUCUUGUAGAUAAGGUCAUUGCUGGAGUCAUGACCAAGUUGAAUCUGCGAAUUCCUCCAUACAUACGUACUGACCUCGUUCAGCUUACUCUCCGGCAUUCACUAAAAAAGAAAUGUGUUAGAUGGACUCUCCGAGUAACCAGUACUCAUGGCCUCCGAGCACCAUUACCAUUUAUUCAGUCAAUUGAGGUUUCCUUUCCAGAAAGACCUGACAUGAAGCCUGUAGUGCUUAAGGAGCAACCAUUUUCUUUGCAGAGGGAAACAUCAAUGAAUAGAUCAUUUUUCAUGAUGUUGAAAUUGAACUUCAGUGAUGGCUGCAGCUGCUUGAGCUCAUCAAUUGGAUGGCCUGUUGAUUUUCAGAAGCAAAAAGACAGCUUUGUCAGAGAUAGAACUCUAGUCAUGCGAGAGUUGCAAUGUGCUGCGGAGCACAAGUCUUGUGCCGGGCAACAAGAGAUUCUGGAAAGGGAGAGCCUGCCAAGAGCCGAGACUGCUAUCCAUGCAAUCGUGACAGAUAUUGUUACUUACGACAUGGGAGAUGACAAGGUGCUGCUACCCAGGGACAAUGGAAUGAACAGCGGGAGCAGCAACACUGCCAAAAGAAACUUGGAAGGAACUGGUUGCUACCCAGCAGCGCCUAAGAAGCUCAAGUACUUUCUGAAAGAUGAGAAGCUGAACUGCUAGAAAGUUAAAAGCAUAGAGCAUGGAUGUUUGUUUUGGUUGUUAGAUGGGUUAGAUAGCAUAGAUGCAUGAGAAGUUAACUAGCAAAGAGUAGAUUAAGAAACGGUUGAACAUAUCUUUUGUUGCAUAGGAAAGUUGGCAGACAUUUUGUAUGAUACAACUAGCGUAGGUUACCUACCUCCGGUUGGGAACUCGGGCGAAACACUUGGUAUCAUGUUGUAGAGUGUUAAGAUGUUUGCGAAUCGAGUACUGCGGAUGCUAAUCCUCAUAUUUUGGGUGGUGGCUAUCGAUGAACUUAUGAAGCGUCCUAGGAUGUGUUUGGAUGAGUGAACCAAAUUGAUCAUGUAUGAGAUAGUUCACCUGGAUGGAAUGGUUCUGAAUUAAAUGAUACAAUUAUUUUAUUUGGUUGGCUGUA
This is a messenger RNA of Setaria italica (foxtail millet), 2159 nucleotides long. Its product is annotated as NAD-dependent protein deacetylase SRT1. Gene Ontology annotation, molecular function: NAD+ binding. Bases 317 to 1747 code for a protein of 476 amino acids. NCBI's taxonomy places the organism in Eukaryota, Viridiplantae, Streptophyta, Magnoliopsida, Poales, Poaceae. The transcript has 15 exons. The record is from RefSeq and is a predicted model, not a curated record.